Candidozyma auris is the source of this 774-nucleotide messenger RNA. RefSeq lists its product as uncharacterized. The record is from RefSeq and is a predicted model, not a curated record. NCBI's taxonomy places the organism in Eukaryota, Fungi, Ascomycota, Pichiomycetes, Serinales, Metschnikowiaceae. The transcript has a single exon. Bases 1 to 774 code for a protein of 257 amino acids. Gene Ontology annotation, biological process: mitochondrial electron transport, cytochrome c to oxygen.
AUGUUGAAGUACACAAGGCCAGUGGCACAUUUGAGAUGGAGAAUAGAGCCUAGGUUUUAUUCCACGAAUCCUGAAAAGCUGCCGUCUCCCGAGAAAAAGCUCUCGCCAGAUCAAGCUAGAGCCGAGGCUGCCAAAGUGCACAUUCAAACCCUCAAAGACAUGGGAUCCCUCUUCUCCUCUGGGAGUAGCGAUGAUGCCACACAGCCCAUAGAUACAGAGCCUGUAUUCAAAAACCCCAAAAUCUUUGGAACCUUGAGUUUAUUACACCAGGGCCAGGUUUUGAAGGAGCUCCAAGACAAGUACGACCAAAGCUGGAAGAAGCUCACCGAUGUGGACAAGAAGCUCGGAUACUACAUAGCAUACGGCGAUUGGGGCGUUCGUGAGAAGUUUACCAACUGGAAUACGCUAGAAGCUCCUCUUGAUCUUCCGUUCAGGGUGCCUUCUCAAAUACGUACCGCUUCGCCCAAACCUACUGAUAUCAUCAAGAAGCUAGAGCCAGUUAUUCUUGCAGAAACGCCAGUGCGUCGAGAACAGUUUGACACAAAAAAGAUGGACCCUGUCACCAAGACAUUCAUUUAUAUUACAAUUUUUAUUGCUUUGUUGGCCAUUGCCAGAGACAAGAAGAUAGGCGAGGGAGGUAAGCCCGAGGAAAUCGAAAUCGAGGACAUCUACGAGAACCAGAGACAGAAUCAGGAGAAGUUUGAUCAGCAGCCUGCUCCACAAGAGCAGCAGCCUAGGCCUGGCAAGAAAUGGUACUAUCUCUGGCUCAAGUGA